AUGAGCGGAGCGCCCUGCGCUGACGUAUGCAGGGUUUCUUUUCUCAUAAAAGAUGAUGGGAUCGAAUUUCCAAUGAUUACGCUGUGCAACUUUAAUCCGAUUAAGAAAUCCUACAUCAGAUAUCUGAAUAGAACGGGUGAUUUUUCUGACGAUCUACUGGAUUACCUCAUGGAAUUUCUUAUCGAUGCUAAUACACUUUAUGGAACAGCUGAUCGUGAAACUUUGCAUGUAGGUCAAAAAGCGCUUGAUGCGUAUCAAAUUCUCCAUCCAAACUUCACCGUGCUGGAUUUUUUCAUGAAAGCUGGAUUCUCUUGUGAGGAGACAAUGAUGCUCUGUUCGUUUGGAGGGCGACAAUUCAAUUGUUGUCAAUAUAUGUCUGCAAUUCUAACGAAUUUAGGAAAAUGUUUCACUUUGGACAUGCACGGAUCUGGAAAGGAUUGGAUGCAAAAACAGAUGGAAGCUGGAGUAACUGCAGGUUUGCAAAUCAUUUUGGAUGCGCAUCUCGAGGAGCAGUUCGAUGGAACAGGAGGUGGCAACUUCUAA
Messenger RNA from Strongylus vulgaris, 543 nucleotides. The record is from the annotation of a GenBank genome assembly. Lineage: Eukaryota; Metazoa; Nematoda; Chromadorea; Rhabditida; Strongylidae.